This is a messenger RNA of Mollisia scopiformis, 843 nucleotides long. RefSeq lists its product as uncharacterized. The record is from RefSeq and is a predicted model, not a curated record. Gene Ontology annotation, molecular function: membrane insertase activity. The transcript is spliced from 2 exons. Lineage: Eukaryota; Fungi; Ascomycota; Leotiomycetes; Helotiales; Mollisiaceae. Gene Ontology annotation, cellular component: mitochondrial inner membrane. The annotation marks the transcript as partial. Gene Ontology annotation, biological process: protein insertion into mitochondrial inner membrane from matrix; mitochondrial respiratory chain complex IV assembly.
CGAACCCAGAGAGCCGUCCCCAGUCGACCAUUACGCUCUAAUUCGCAACGACAAUUCGUAACGGAAGCUAUAAAUGCGUCCCAUACCGCCCUGCAAUCGGUACACGACCUCAGCGGACUCCCUUGGGCCUUGUCCCUUCCUCUAUUCGCACUCGUACUACGAACUACGUUCAUACUUCCUUUAUCUAUCUACCAACGCCGCGCUGCACAACGACAAGUUCAGCUCGAGCCAUUGAUUCAAGCAUGGCGCUUCACACUCCAGAAACAGGCUAUGAAGCAAUACGGACAUCUAGGACCACAGGUUGCGGAACAAGCUCUCAUUUCCAGCUUAAGGAAGAAGAGACGGGAGAUAUACAGAAGAUACAGGUGUGGGAUAUGGAAGGGUUUCUUGGGCUUGGCGCAAUUGCCCGUCUUUUUGACUAUCAUGGAAGCUCUAAGGAAUAUGAGUGGUUCGAGUCAAGGCUGGAUUGGCAUGAUGUUUGGAGAUGGAUUGGUUGCAGAGGCUAUACGGAUACCUGUCGAGUCCAGCUUUGCCAAUGAAGGAAUGCUGUGGUUUCCGGAUCUCUUGGUAGCGGAUCCUCAACUUGUCCUACCGUUCAUUCUAUCUGGAACUAUACUGCUGAACGUUUUCGGUGGCGGUAUCAAGGGGCAAGACUUGGCGCUGCCAAAAUGGCAAGUAAGGUUGAAGAGGAACAUGGGUUUGGUAGCUCUUUGUAUUGGGCCAAUAAUGAUUCAUGUUCCAAGCGCUUUGGUAUUAUAUUGGCUCAGUAGCAGUGGCUUUGCUUUCUUGCAGGCUUCGAUAUUGGAGAGGGUGAUGCCGAUCAAGUCUGCCCCGAAGCCUUGC